Molecule: messenger RNA, 819 nt
Organism: Oppia nitens
Lineage: Eukaryota; Metazoa; Arthropoda; Arachnida; Sarcoptiformes; Oppiidae
Product: pyridoxine/pyridoxamine 5'-phosphate oxidase-like
Exons: 4
Coding region: 90-800 (236 amino acids)
Biological process (GO): pyridoxine biosynthetic process; pyridoxal 5'-phosphate biosynthetic process
Molecular function (GO): FMN binding; pyridoxamine phosphate oxidase activity
Source: RefSeq, a predicted model, not a curated record
UGAAAAAUACUAUAAUAUUAUUGAAGUUAUUGUCUAGAGAUCACUAUUUUAAUAUAAAAUCAGUAAUCAUUGCUUACAAUAGUCACCAAAUGAGUUCAAUUAGUAAGAAAAAUGUUGAUUUGGGCGCGAUGCGAAAGCCCUACAGUACUAAACAACAGAUCUUAUUGGAGACACAAUUGGAGUCCAAAAAUCCAUUGAAAUUAUUUGACAUAUGGUUUGAUGAGAUCAAGAAAUGCGGCAAAAUUUAUGAACCAAAUGCUGUCUGUUUGGCCACAAGUGAUAAAAACGGUCGCCCAUCGGCUCGUAUGGUAUUACUGAAGGCUUAUGGAGAUCAGGGAUUCACUAUAUUCACAAACUAUGAGAGUCGGAAGGGACAGGAAAUGAUCCAAAAUCCAAACGCUUCUCUAUUAUUUUAUUGGGAUGUCUUCAACCGYCAGGUGCGCAUUGAAGGCAGAGUAGAGAAAGUGUCCGAAGAGGAAUCGGUGCAAUAUUUCAAAUCGAGACCGCGGGCCAGUCAACUGUCCGCACGUAUUAGUCAACAAAGUAAACCCAUAGAUAGUAGAGAUAAAAUGGUUGAUAUAUAUAAUGAAGAAGAGAUAAAAUAUCCGAAUGAUAUACCGAAACCUCACUUUUGGGGCGGUUUUACUAUAGUGCCCGAAGUUUAUGAGUUCUGGAUGGGACAGACAGAUAGACUACACGAUAGGAUUCGCUUUUUCAAAUCAGACGAUAACCAGAAAGUCGACGGUAUUAUCACUAAAUUGGGUGAAGACGGCUGGGCUUAUCAAAGAUUACAGCCAUAAAUAUAUAUCUUUAAAUGGA